Molecule: messenger RNA, 1613 nt
Organism: Anoplopoma fimbria (sablefish)
Lineage: Eukaryota; Metazoa; Chordata; Actinopteri; Perciformes; Anoplopomatidae
Gene: plcxd1.1
Product: phosphatidylinositol-specific phospholipase C, X domain containing 1
Exons: 7
Coding region: 73-1044 (323 amino acids)
Biological process (GO): lipid metabolic process
Molecular function (GO): phosphoric diester hydrolase activity
Source: RefSeq, a predicted model, not a curated record
CUGACUGGUUCCACUGGUUCCACUGGUUUGGAGAGAAACAGCUGCUGCGGUUUGACUGAGCUGGAGCUCAGUAUGUCCUCAGGGUCCGGGCUGGGUGAGGGGGGUCUGGGGGAGCUGCCGAUGGAGAGCUGGAUGUCUCACCUGCCGUGCGCCCUGUGGGACACGCCCCUUUACCACCUGGCCAUCCCAGGCAGCCACAACGCAGUGACCUACUGUCUGGACAUGAACGACAGAUCCCCGGUGGACCUCACUCAACCAGACCUGCUCCAAAAGAUGGACAAAUACAUGAAGCCUCUCAUUCGGCCCUUUGUGUACAAGUGGGCCAUAACCCAGGAGUUCACCAUAAAGCAGCAGCUGGACUCCGGGGUCAGAUACUGUGACCUGAGGAUAGCACGCAGGCCCAACGACAGCUCCACGGACCUGCACUUCUACCACGGUGUCUACACCACGCUCACUGUGGAGACCGUUCUAAUGGAGAUCAGAGAAUGGCUGGACGCUCAUCCCAAAGAGGUGCUCAUCCUCUCCUUCAGCCACUUCCUGUGUCUGAGCCAGGAGCUCCACAUGCUGCUGCUCACCACCAUCCGCAACGUUUUCACCUCCAAACUCUGCCCCAAAACGGAGGUGUUAACCCUUCGUAACCUGUGGUCUUUGGGCUACAACGUGAUUGUGUCGUACGAACACAACAUCUCCAGCUGUCACGGCGACCUGUGGCCUCACAUCCCCUACUGGUGGGCCAACAAAUGCAAAGCUGAGGCGCUCAUCGAGGUGUUCGAACACAGGAAGCAGCACGGCAGACCAGGAGGCUUCUUCGUCACUGGAAUCAAUCUGACGGAGGACCUGAAGUACAUCUGCACACACCCGACCGAGUCCCUGAAGGACUUGGUGACGUCCACGUUUCCGGCGCUGCUGAGCUGGGUCAAAGAGCAGACUCCCGGCUCCGGAGUCGGCUCUCUCAACAUCAUCGCCGGGGACUUUGUCACCGAGAGCCAGUUUGUGCCGACCGUCGUUUCACUGAAUGAGAAACUACUGAAGCGGUCCUCGUGACUUUUCACCUGUUUGCGUUAUUCUACAAGAAGUGAACCACAGCAUGAGCUUGUUUUGUGACGGAAAAGAAUACUUGAACUAUUCAUUUCAAUAUUUAAAAUGCACUUAUCUGGAGGCAGUGAAAUGUAUAUUUCAGUUGUUAAAAACAGACUUUUUGGGUAUUUCGACCUGCACUGUUUACAUUGAGUUCACUAUUUAUGCAACGUACUGUAUCAGUUCUCACGAGUCAGCAGAGGUGGCCGGUUUAUGUUACGGUGACCAGCAAUAAUAAUACCACUAAUCUCACCUGGACAUUUUAGAAGAGGAAGCACAACAGUGUAUUCAAUGAGCACAUAUGAUUGUAAUGUUCAAACUUUUAUAAUAAUGCUAUGUUUCACCUAUAUACACGUAUUUAUCCUUAGAGAAUGUAGAAAAUACAUCAAACUUAUGCAAAAUGCAUGAACAUCUUAUUUGCAUGAACCGAACCGUGACUGUUUUACUUAAUAAUUUAAACUUGAGCCGACAGGUGAGGCCUUGUUUUAGAACAUUGCUGCACCGCUGUGCCUGUGGAGGUGAUGCUUUUACAUAAA